UUGCGCAAUAGUUCAAGAGGAACCAAAGGAAAGGGGGAAGCAGAAGGGUUUGAGAACUGUGCCUCACAGGCUGACAUACAUUUAAAAUGAUGAAGUAUCUACCGCGGCUACUGUUGCUCUUGUUACUCGCCUUUCCAACAACCAUACUUCUGAAAGGGCCCCUGGUGGCAGCACAGGACGCCACAGAGGAUGAGGAGGCAGCUGACGAAGAACUAGGUGAUGACGUGGAUGUGAUUGCUGAGGAUGAUGAUGAGGCAGAGGUGGAGGAUGAUGAAAACACGGAAUUAACGGAAGAGAAAGAAGAAGAGGAGGAGGAAGAGGCGCUAACUGGAGAGAUGAAGGCUUCCCCCCAUGCUGACACAACCAUCCUCUUUGUCAAGGGAGAUGGUGAGAACUUCCCGGCCAACGACAUUGUCAAGUUCCUGCUGGGCUUCACCAACAAGGGCUCGGAGAACUUUGUGGUGGAGUCCCUGGACGCCUCCUUCCGCUACCCGCAGGACUUCCAGUUCUACAUCCAGAACUUCACGGCGCUGCAGCUGGGCAUCGUGGUGCCCCCGCAGCGCCAGGCCACCUUCGAGUACUCUUUCAUCCCCGCCGAGCCCAUGGGCGGACGCCCCUUCGGCCUGGUCAUCAACCUCAACUACAAGGACGGCAACGGCAAUGUGUUCCAGGAUGCCGUCUUCAAUCAGACCGUUACCGUCACAGAGAGGGAAGAUGGCUUGGAUGGAGAGACGAUCUUCAUGUAUGUCUUCCUGGGUGGUCUUGGGUUACUGUUAGUGGUUGGCCUUCACCAGUUGAUGGAGUCCAGAAAGGCAAGCAAUGGCAGGAUCAGGAAAAGAAAGCUUGAUAAGGCAGUCAAGUUUCUGCAGAUGCUGGAGAGGAGAAGGCCAGUGGCUAAGGUGGAGAUGGGCACCUCUAACCACGGAGACGUAGACAUGGAUUGGAUCCCUCAGGAGACGCUGAACCAAAUCAUGCAAAGUCGGAGAGAUAAGGCCUCUCCCCGAAGGUCGCCCCGCAAGAGGACGCAGAAGCGUUCGGCCGGCUCGGACGAGUGAGGUGUCCACCAUGGGGCCAGAAGCUGGCCAGACGUGGCCCGGUAGCUGGCUGGUCAUGUGACCUCAUGUGGUCGCACUGCGCUUCAUAGCCCGCUGAUGAGGAGGUUGCCUCAUUCCUCCCAUGCACACGCAAACAAACACACGCAGAAACACACAAGAGAUACACACACACACA
Engraulis encrasicolus (European anchovy) is the source of this 1230-nucleotide messenger RNA. It is a transcript of the gene ssr1, whose product is annotated as signal sequence receptor, alpha. The record is from RefSeq and is a predicted model, not a curated record. The transcript has 10 exons. Lineage: Eukaryota; Metazoa; Chordata; Actinopteri; Clupeiformes; Engraulidae. Bases 87 to 1055 code for a protein of 322 amino acids. Gene Ontology annotation, cellular component: endoplasmic reticulum membrane; endoplasmic reticulum.